GUGAAGGUAAACAGACCGUCGGGAAAGAAAGUGAAACUUCCCUUCCUCUUCCUCUAACUGUGAUAAAUCUAGCAUAAUUACUCUUAAAAACUGUAGUAACAAUGAAACCUUCAGGUGCUAUUAGAUAUCCAGUACAAGGUGUGACCCUCCACAGAGUUGCUGCCGGCAAGAGGUCCCAAGGAGAUGGCCAGGAGCAGGUGGAUGCCCCAACUUCUCUUGCAUGUGAAGCAGGAAGUUCUAUCAGUGCAGAGCUGGGGAAGCAGAAACCUACACCACACACUGUUGAGGCGAAGGCUAAAACAGAGGGAAAGCCCCUAGACCGGAAAACCAAAUCAGAACCAAAGUUGAGUCUAGGGGCUAAGAAAGAAGGUGCAGGACCCAGGAGGUUGGGAUCCGAGAAAUACCUGCCCGAGGUGGCUGACAUCGCCCACAAGCUGACAAAGGUGUCUGUGAUGUCUACCCCAGAUACCCACCUUCUGAACACUCCCCCAAAGGACAUGCAAACCAAGCGCAUGAUCCCAGUGCUCCCCAGCUCUCCUAGUGGUGGAGUUGCUGCGGCACUUUCCGCUGCCGCCAGAGACGGAUCCACAAGCCUCUACACUCAGAAGCGCAAGGAACCUAAGUUUGUGCCAUAUGAGCCCUACAAAGGCUGUGUGAAGCCUAUUUUCACCAAAAGGAAGACGAAAGUUGUACAGCAAGUAGCAGCAGGGAAGUCUGUUCCAGUGGUGUCAGAGGAAAAGGACAGUGACCCUAAGACAGAGCCAGUGGAUGAUGAACAGAAGAACACAGAGAAGCUAAACAUCAUGGUCAAGGACUUUGAGCGCGAGAGAGCAUCUUGGGAGGGACAGACCAAGGCGCUCAUCGAGGAGAAGAAGAGCAUGGAGGAGCAACUUAGCCAGAUGAAAAAGGACAAGACCAAUUUGGAGAAUCAGUUGAAGAUUCAAUCUCAGGUCAAUGCAGAACUCAAGAAACUCUUAGUGGCCUCAGUGGGAGAAGAUGUACAGGGCCAAGUGCAGGUGCUCACCGAAGACAAGGCGCGGAUGGCCACCAUGAUCCGGCGGUACUCUGAGAGGGUUGACCGUGAUUACGAGGAGAAGGAACGGAUGGAGAUUCAGUGCGACGUGUGGCGGUCCAAGUUCCUUGGGAGCAGCAUGUUGGUUGACGAGUUGGCAGGGUGGAAGGCUGCUCUCAUGCGACACAUCGAUGAGGCGGAGGAAGCCCUUCACGUGAUGAUGGACGAACACGACAUGGCGAGGCAACACGUCCUGAACAUGUAUAGGAUGAACAAACAACUUCGCGAUGCAUUCGACCCCCUUGCAGCACAGUCGGGCGGUGUUGCUUCCCUCACUUCAGCUGAUAUUGUGACACUGGCUGUGGAUGGGGAUGUGCUUGCAGAGACGGUUUGGGAUCGGCUCCUGGGCGACCUAGGGAGGGCUGUGGGCUGUGGGCUUUCAGUAGAAGGCCUUGAGACACAGACCCCUGGCGAGAAGAUGGCACGGCAGGCUUGUGGGAAGAAAAUCAAGAAGCCAUUUGUCCUGGGCUGGCGGAACAAGGAUGGACAGGCUUCGUGUGAAGGAUGCAGCACAGUCUCCCCAGGACGCAAUGCCAUGAUGCACCGGUUCCACCCCAAUACACGUUACGAACACGUCACCGUCAACUGCUGCGCCCACUGCAAUGGGGAAAUCAAAGUUGUCUGAUUGAUUUAUUUCUCUUGAGUUUCUUCUCUCAUGUUUCAGUUUCGUUUAGUUUAGUUUUUAUCUCUCUUUAUCAGUCGGGGUUUGAUGGGAACAAAAUGUUAUGUUGAGAUUUUCUUCCACUUCAUCUUCUUCUUCUUCUCCAUAUUUUUUCUUCUUCUUUUUUUUCUUCUUUUUCUUCUUCUUUUUCUUCUUGUACAUGAUUUUUCUCUCUUUCUUUUUUUUUUACCUCAUUCUUUGUCUUUCUUUUUUUCUUAGGGGGAAGGGAAAAAGCGUGCUAAGAUUUUCCAUUUAUUAGUUUUCUUUUGGGGGAGGGAGGUAUAGGGGUCAAGAAAGAAUGAUUGCUGUUUAUUUUGUGCCACUGUGAUAAUGUAUAAGAAGGAAGACAGAUAAAUGAUGUUAAGUGAAGAGGAAGAAAGAGAAAGAGAAAGAGAGAGAGAGAGAAAGAAAGAUAAUGAUAUGGAUUGUAUUUUUAUAUGUAUUUUUUAUUUCCUCACUCUCUUUCUGUCUCUCUUUCCCAUUUUAAUGAUAAAAAGAUAGUGUUGGAUUUAUAUAUUACAGUGUCAAUACUUAAGAUGUUUUGGAAAUGAUAAUGAGGUUUAUUUUAAGGUUGUAAUAAGAAAGUCUUUCUUAUUCAGAGUUUUUUUGAUUGGAAGGAAGAGGGAGGGAAAGAAUUCCAUAUGUUUUUCUUUUCAAUGCAUUGUUGUUAUUAUGGGUUGCAUAGAUCACCUUUGGGUAGAGGUGCACACAGAUGUAUAUGAUAAUGAAUACAUGCGCAUGCACAGAACACACACACACACACACACACACUCCUAAACACAC
Messenger RNA from Penaeus monodon (black tiger shrimp), 2516 nucleotides. RefSeq names its product golgin-45-like. Gene Ontology annotation, cellular component: Golgi membrane. NCBI's taxonomy places the organism in Eukaryota, Metazoa, Arthropoda, Malacostraca, Decapoda, Penaeidae. Gene Ontology annotation, biological process: Golgi organization; Golgi to plasma membrane protein transport. The record is from RefSeq and is a predicted model, not a curated record. The coding region runs from base 102 to 1697 and encodes 531 amino acids. The transcript is spliced from 9 exons.